Molecule: messenger RNA, 1599 nt
Organism: Schistocerca serialis cubense
Lineage: Eukaryota; Metazoa; Arthropoda; Insecta; Orthoptera; Acrididae
Product: transcriptional repressor scratch 2-like
Exons: 6
Coding region: 1-1599 (532 amino acids)
Biological process (GO): regulation of DNA-templated transcription
Molecular function (GO): RNA polymerase II cis-regulatory region sequence-specific DNA binding; DNA-binding transcription factor activity, RNA polymerase II-specific
Source: RefSeq, a predicted model, not a curated record
AUGCACGCACGGAGGCGAGUGGAGCGGCGCGACAGCGGAAGGGCCGCCCGCGUUGGCAGCGAGCAGCGCGGCACGGCACAGCGCGAGAUGAAUCUGGCCCCGAGCGCCGGCCAUAAAUCCCGGCAGCGACGACUGCCGCCGCCGCCCGACCAGGCCGGGCCGGGCCUCCUGAAUAAUUCCUGCGAGCACGCCUCCCUGCCGCCCCGUUACCAAAAAUAUUUUACUCUCAUGAACGAUCUGCAGAAACGCCGCGACGCGCUGCGCAGCACAGCGCACGAGCCGGGCGCGUGGAUGCGGACUUCAGCGGCCUCGCCUCCCGGACGGGAGGCAUGCCUCACGCCCCCGCUGCCGCUGCCGCUGCCGCCCCCGCGGAUUGCCCUGUCACGUCUCUCCGCGUGCGAGGAUAUCUCGCCGUCUCGCUCUCUGUCCGCGCUUCGUCAUCCUUCAGCCUCUGUCCACUUCUCCCUUGUCAACGGAGCAAGCUACCUGCACGAGUUCAUGCCGGGCAGCCCCGAGGAGAACGCGGGCGGCUGCGAGUCCGGGCCGCCGCUCCGCCACCAGGAGGUGCUGACGCACGAUGGGGGGAUCCCCAUCUUCAGGAUGCGCAGCGCCGAGGAGACGGCGGCGGCGCACGACCUGCUGGAGCUGUCGCGCUCGCUGCCGCCGCUGCCAGCGCCCGGCGCCACCACCUGCUACAUCGUCGACCAGCCCACGCCCGAGCCCUCGCCCGCCGCCUACACCACCGGCGCGCCUCCGCCGGACUGCUACUACGAGCCGGUGCCGCAGCCGCCACCGCCGCCGCCGCCCUCGCUCACGCCGCCCACGUCCGAGUACUCGUCCGACGCCGAGAACAACCCGCCCCCGCAGGUGCCGUCCCCCGGCCCUGUCCAGGUGAAGACAUCUGUGAUAUAUACCUACGACGCUUUGAUGGCGGCCGACGGGCGCACGAAGAACAGAAAGGUCAACAAACCGGUGGUGACGGCGGCGGUGGUGGCUCCGCAAGACGGCGCCGCAGGCACCGCCCCCGCUGGCGCCGGCGGCAAGGCGGGCGGCGGCAAGUACGUCUGCAGCGAGUGCGGCAAGCAGUACGCCACGUCGUCGAACCUGUCGCGGCACAAGCAGACGCACCGCUCGCUCGACUCGCAGGCGGCGCGCAAGUGCGUGACGUGCGGCAAGGCGUACGUGAGCAUGCCGGCGCUCGCCAUGCACCUGCUCACGCACAAGCUGUCGCACGCGUGCGGCGUCUGCGGGAAGCUCUUCUCGCGGCCGUGGCUGCUGCAGGGGCACCUGCGCUCGCACACCGGAGAGAAGCCCUUCGGCUGCGCGCACUGCGGCAAGGCGUUCGCCGACCGCUCCAACCUGCGCGCCCACAUGCAGACGCACUCGCAGGACAAGAACUUCGCCUGCUCUCGCUGCCACAAGACGUUCGCGCUCAAGUCCUACCUCAACAAGCACCUCGAGUCGGCUUGCUUCAAGGACGACGAGAACCAACCGCCGCCGAUGCCGACUGCCUCCUCCAACACGACGACGGUUCUCACGUCCACUCACUUGCAGGACGGGAACGAUGUCGAGGUCGAGGUCGAGAUAGAGCUCGUCUAA